AUGUCCGCAGCCAGAAACAAGAUCCAACAACUCCUUGCCAACAAUGAAAAGUUCGCAAGUUCUUUCCCCGGCGCGCCGCAGAUGACACAAAUACAGGCCACGCGAGGAGCACCAGGGGCAGAAAUAUUAGUCAUUCUGACCUGUUUCGAUCCCCGUUGCGUCCCCGAAGCUUUCUUUGGUCCGGACUUGCAAGCCGCAGUUUUCCGAAACGCUGGUGGUCGAGUUACCGAGGACGUAAUACGGUCGCUCAAUAUCUUGCGUGCGGUCGUUAGUCUCGAGCUUGUGGCUAUCGUUCAUCAUACCGAUUGUGGAAUGAGCCACGCGACUGACGAAGAAGUCCGCGCCUUUGCAAAGUCCAAGAAUCCCGCAGCUGCAGCGGUGGUCGACAAGAUUGACUUUGGCAUGUGGAAAGAGGAACACCUCGAAGAGACGGUAAGAGAGGACGUCCGCAAGCUCAGAGACGAGACGAGCCUUGAUGGUCUGGAUCUCCUCGGGUUCGUACUAGAUACCCAGACAGGAGCCGUGAAAGACGUUGAAAUCUAG
This is a messenger RNA of Cladophialophora carrionii CBS 160.54, 543 nucleotides long. RefSeq lists its product as uncharacterized. Gene Ontology annotation, molecular function: zinc ion binding; carbonate dehydratase activity. The transcript is spliced from 3 exons. Bases 1 to 543 code for a protein of 180 amino acids. NCBI's taxonomy places the organism in Eukaryota, Fungi, Ascomycota, Eurotiomycetes, Chaetothyriales, Herpotrichiellaceae. The record is from RefSeq and is a predicted model, not a curated record.